Stylophora pistillata is the source of this 1176-nucleotide messenger RNA. RefSeq lists its product as uncharacterized. NCBI's taxonomy places the organism in Eukaryota, Metazoa, Cnidaria, Anthozoa, Scleractinia, Pocilloporidae. The record is from RefSeq and is a predicted model, not a curated record.
UAAAACUGCCUAUUUUUUUUACUCCAGAUGAAAACACAAGCAAUGAUGAACUGGGUGGACCUAUCUUUGCUUCAUCACCAAUAGUACAUCAAGUAGCCAUUGUAGCAGAGCUUUGUGGGAUAUAUCAGAUGUGUUGGGAACCUGCUAUCAACCAGUGUGCCUCCCUUCAAGGCAGCAAUUUUGAUAACAGUGCUUGUGGGAAACAUCAACAAUCUCAACAAUCAAGUGAUGAUGUGGAGAUCAUGGUGAUGCACCCCACGUUAACUUCCAACAGGAUGAUAGUUGGAAAUAUGAUAGCAGGAGGCUUUAGACAGGGCCAAAAGCAAAUCACAAACAGAGGAAAGAGGAAGUUUAAGCUACUUUGUUGUAUAUUUUUAAAGAUUUUUUACCCUUACAUGAGCAGAACAUCAACAUGGCUGAUCUUGGUGAAGGGGAAAGUUUGGAUGAAACUGUGGUGGACUCUGAUGAGGUCAGCAAGAGAAGGCUUAUGGAAGGUUUUGUGAAGAGGAAUCUAAUUCUAUAAAUAUCCCCAUAAUAAUGAGAGUGACUGUGAUAAAGACAAUAGAAUUACUUUCAAGAAAAAUUAUUUGUAUUGUUUUAGUAACAUCUCAAUUGUUCAUCUUAAUACAUUUUCAUUUCUAUUUCAUUUUUAAUGAUUUGUUCUUAAUAAGUUAUUAUGGAUUGAUUUCAAUACCCAUAUUGUAAUUCAUAUUUUUUAAGCAAUACAACAAUUUAAGUUGUUAUACAAGUUUUAGAUAGGUUUUAUUCAAGUUAAACUUCAUUUUCCCUCCUUGAUGUUGUUUUUUCUUCAAAAAAAGUUCUUAAAUCUAUUGUCAGUAGUUUGUCUAUUUGCAUGUAUUUUAAUGCUGUCAAUACAAAUAGAAUCAAAGUGAAUAAGGUCCAGAUUUAGGCAAAUAUAAGUGUAUUCAGUAUCUCUCAUUGAACAAUAAUUUGUUAAUAAAUUUUGAAGAAACUUUGGAAACUUAUUUACACUGACCUUUUUAAGUUAUCAUAAUUACUUACUAGGUUUUUUCCAAUCUCUUUGCCUUUUGCUUGAUAGACUGUGAGAAUUAGCAAGUUUGCUACUGACAAUAAUUAUGAUCCCAAAAGGGUUUUUGUGCUUUUCAAUAUGUUACAAACAAUGAAUUUGAAGAUACAUCAUUUUCAUAUGCAUUU